Messenger RNA from Salvelinus fontinalis (brook trout), 4033 nucleotides. It is a transcript of the gene alx3, whose product is annotated as ALX homeobox 3. The record is from RefSeq and is a predicted model, not a curated record. Gene Ontology annotation, biological process: regulation of transcription by RNA polymerase II. NCBI's taxonomy places the organism in Eukaryota, Metazoa, Chordata, Actinopteri, Salmoniformes, Salmonidae. The transcript has 4 exons. Gene Ontology annotation, molecular function: RNA polymerase II transcription regulatory region sequence-specific DNA binding; DNA-binding transcription factor activity, RNA polymerase II-specific. The coding region runs from base 56 to 1162 and encodes 368 amino acids.
UUCACUGUAACCGGGACCAGAGUAGAGUCGUUAAAGUGCAUGCCGGACUGACCUCAUGAUGGAGGCGGACAGUUGUUUGUCUUUCUCUUCGCAGCCAAACCGGACAACACUGAAUAACUCUCCCGGUUUGGAUCCGAAUAGUUCUGGAGGUUCGUUCCUUCCCUGCGAUGAACUACAGAAAAGUACACAUCUUCCUCUCGCUCACCGUCUGAAUCUCCGGGAUCAGGGGGACUUCUACAGCUCAAGCUCCAUGGGACGGUUUAACGACGGCCCUCCCGCGGACUUUACGCACGGGGCAGCCUCCACGAAUCCUCGCGCCUUGCCCAACAAACACAGCAAAUACAUGGAAAAUAUUAAUCAGGACCAAAAGGUUUUAUCAGUAAGCGGGAAGGGCUCGUUUUAUGAAAAUUACUCGGAGGCCAGAGAGAAGGCGGGUCCCAAGCCCAUGGGCUAUCCCGUGAUUGGCUCAGACUGCUGCAUCAAGCUGAAGGAGCCAACCAACGGUCUCCAACCAGGGGACUCCAUAGCAGACUCAAUCGACUUAUCGGGCAAGAACAAGAAACGUCGUAACCGCACCACCUUCAGUACCUUCCAGUUGGAGGAGCUGGAGAAGGUGUUUCAGAAGACUCACUACCCUGACGUUUACGCCCGGGAACAGCUGGCUCUCAGGACCGAACUCACAGAGGCCCGUGUACAGGUAUGGUUCCAGAACCGCCGGGCCAAGUGGAGGAAGAGGGAACGUUACGGGAAGAUCCAGGAGGUGCGAAACCACUUUGCUGCUACGUAUGAUAUCUCUACGUACCAGAUGCAGAGCAACCUGUGGCCAGGUGCAGGAGGGGGUGGGGGAUCCGGCGGGGGCUGUGUCCUUGGCCCUGACACCAUGUCUUCCUCCUGUAUGAGCCCUUACCCCCAUCCCCACAGCAACCUCCCCUCUGUGGGCUUCAUGGGCAUGCCCCCGUCCUCCAGCCACCCGCACCACCUUCACCAUCACCCCCAACACCACCCUGGCAUCAACGGCCUCUACUCUCUCCACAGCUUCCCUGGGGCCCUCGGGGGCCACUCCUUUGAGCCGGGGCCCGAGACAGAGUAUAAGUCAUCCAGCUUGUUGGCCCUGCGGAUGAAGGCUAAGGACCCUGGGAGUCUUCUAUCCAGGCCUACAUGACCACCACAGUGUCAGGGUCAGAUCCCUACUAUGUACUGACUGAGCUAAUGCAUUCAUACACACAUUCCAACACAAUCUUGUAUACUAGCGACCCGGUGGAUAGUUAUGGCCACAUGUAUUUGUGUUCCUGCAUGUUGAAAUAACAGCAGAAGUCAAAACUCUACACACACACACACACACACACACACACACACACACACACACACACACACACACACACACACACACACACACACACACACACACACACACACACACACACACACACACACAGUCUUGUAUAAUUAACCUUGUGGGGACACAUAAUUCAGUCCCAUUCAGAAUCCAAUUUUCCCUAACCCUUACCUUAACCCCAAAACCUAACCUUAACCCCAAACUAACCCUAGCUCUUAACCCUGGUCAAAUACUAGCUCCUAACCCUGGUCAAAUACUAGAUCCUAACCCUAGUCGAAUACUAGCUCCUAACCCUGGUCGAAUACUAGCUCCUAACCCUGGUUGAAUACUAGCUCCUAACCCUGGUCGAAUACUAGCUCCUAACCCUGGUUGAAUACUAGCUCCUAACCCUGGUCGAAUACUAGCUCCUAACCCUGGUCAAAUACUAGCUCCUAACCCUAGUCGAAUACUAGCUCCUAACCCUAGUCGAAUACUAGCUCCUAACCCUGGUCGAAUACUAGCUCCUAACCCUGGUUGAAUACUAGCUCCUAACCCUGGUUGAAUACUAGCUCCUAACCCUGGUCAAAUACUAGCUCCUAACCCUGGUCGAAUACUAGCUCCUAACCCGAAAACUAACCCUCGCUCCUAACGCUAAACCAAAUUCUAACCCUAAAACACUGAUUGGCUCAAAACUUGACCCUAAACCAUCUAGAAAUAGCAUUUGACCUUGUGAGGACUAACAAAAUGUCCCCAGUUUGUCAAAUUUUUGUUCGAUUUAAAAUAUUCCUGUGGGGACUUCUGGUCCUCACAAGUAUAGUUAAACAUACACACACACACACACACACACACACACACACACACACACACACACACACACACACACACACACACACACACACACACACACACACACACACACACACACACACACACACACACACACACACACUUUCAACAUACACCUCCGCUACUUUCCUCCAAAUAAUGUAACAUUGCCGCAAACCCACAGACUUCAGACCGUGACAUGACCGCCCGUUUGUUUGAGUUUGUUAGGCCACCAUCAGGCACACAACCUGCCAUUUUGCAGACAUUUUAUUGAAUCCAGAUUUGAGCAUUAUCACAAACAUAGUGAGACCAAAGAAUAUAAAAACAAUAUUAUUUAAAUAUGUAAGAUGUAGAUGUUAAUAAAGUACAGUACCAGUCAAAAGUUUAGAACACCUACUCAUUCAACGGUUUUUCUUUAUUUUUUACUAUUUUCUACAUUGUAGAAUAAUAGUGAAGAUAUCAAAACUAUGAAAUAACACAUAUGGAAUCAUGUAGUAACCAAACAAGUGUUAAACAAAUCAAGAUAUAUUUUAUAUUUGAGAUUGUUCAAAGACCCCACCCUUUGCCUUUACAGCUUUGCACACUCUCGCAAUUCUCUCAACCAGCUUCAUGAGGUAGUCACCUGGAAUUAAUUUCAAUUAACAGGUGUGCCUUGUUAAUUUGUGCAAUUUGUGCAAUCCUUCUUAAUGCAUUUGAGCCAAUCAGUUGUGUUGUAACAAGUUGGGCAGUAUACAGAAGAUAGCCCUAUUUUGGUAAAAGACCAAGUCCAUAUUAUGGCAAGAACAGCGCAAAGAGAAACGACAGUCCAUCAUUACUUUAAUAAGACACGAAGGUCAGUCAAUCCGGAAAAUGUCAAGAACUUUGAACGUUUCUUCAAGUGCAGUCGCAAGUGCUAUGAUGAAACUGGCUCUCACGAGGACCGCCACAGGAAAGGAAGACCCAGAGUUACCUCUGCUGCAGAGGAUAAGUUCAUUAGAGUUACCAGCCUCAGAAAUUGCAGCCCAAAUAAAUGCUUCACAGAGUUCAAGUAACAGACACAUCUCAACUUCGACUGUUCAGAGUAGACUGAAGCAAGCCUUCAUGGUCAAAUUUCUGCAAAAAAAACACUACUAAGGACAUCAAUAAUAAGAAGAGACUUGUUGGGCCAAGAAAUACGAGCAAUGGACAUUAGACCAGUGGACAUCUGUCCUUUGGUCUGAUGAGUCCAAACGUGAGAUUUUUGGUUCCAACCACCGUGUCUUUGUGAGACGCAGAGUAGGUGAACGGAUCAUCUCCGCAUGUGUGGUUCUCACCGUGAAGCAUGGAGGAGGAGGUGUGAUGGUGUGGGGGUGGUUUGCUGAUGACACUGUCUGUGAAUUAUUUAGAAUUCAAGGCACACUUAACCAGUGUGGCUACCACAGCAUUCUCCAGCGAUACACCAUGCCAUCUGGUUUGCGCUUAGUGGGUCUAUCAUUUGUUUUUCAACAGGACAAAGACCCAAAACACACCUCCAGGCUGUGUAGGGCUAUUUGACCAAGGAGAGUGAUGGAGUGCUGCAUCAGAUCACCUGGUCUCCAUAAUCACCCGAACUCAACCCAAUUGAGAUGGUUUGGGAUGAGUAGGACUGCAGAGUGAAGGAAAAGCAGCCAACAAGUGACCAGCAUAUGUAAGAACUCCUUCAAGACUGUGGGAAAAGCAUUCAUCACGAAGCUGGUUGAGAGAAUGCCGAGAGUGUGCAAAGCUGUCAUCAAGGCAAAGGGUGGCUACUUUGAAGAAUUUAAAAUAUAAAAUCUAUUUUUUUAUAUGUUUAACACUUUUUUUGGUUACUACAUGAUUCCAUAUUUGUUAUUUCAUAGUUUUGAUGUCUAUUAUUCUACAAUGUAGAAAAUCGUAAAAAUUAAGAAAAACCCUUGA